Messenger RNA from Haplochromis burtoni (Burton's mouthbrooder), 1048 nucleotides. RefSeq names its product transcription initiation factor TFIID subunit 4-like. The transcript has 3 exons. The coding region runs from base 1 to 1032 and encodes 343 amino acids. The record is from RefSeq and is a predicted model, not a curated record. Lineage: Eukaryota; Metazoa; Chordata; Actinopteri; Cichliformes; Cichlidae.
AUGGAGGAGUUCAUGGUCAACUCAAUGACUGGCCACGCCCCGCCACAUACCCCCAUCGCCCGACUGAGGCCGGGGAACCAUCCGGCCGAACGUACUCCCCCCACCGCGAGCGGGAGAGGGGAUCAGCCCGGACCGUCGGCGCCCCCGGGCCCUGGCCAAGCGACGGGGAGUUGUGAGUUCAGGUGGCCGCCUGCGAACCCAGCAGCGUCGGCGAAGCUGGUCCGGAGGUCGGCCGCGUGGCAGGUGGACGCGGCGCUGUUGGUACGGUCGUGCGCCCCAGCUCGCAGGCGGCUGGGCAGAUCACGGGCACCACCGACUUAUCCCGUGGCUUCUCCGCCCCUCCCGGUGGGAGCAGCUCCCCUCACUGCGCCUCCAGCGCUGCCUCUACCGGCUGGAGCGGCUCCUUGGGCGCCGCCAUCGCCGCUGUCUCUCCCGGCUGGAGCGGCUCCUCGGGCGCCGCCAUCGCCGCUGUCUCUCCCGGCUGGAGCGGGCUCCUCGGGCGCCGCCAUCGCCGCUGUCUCUCCCGGCUGGAGCGGCUCCUCGGGCGCCGCCUCCACCGCUGCCGGCUCCGCCGCCUUCUUCCGGGGCGCAGGAACGGGCACCGGGCCCUGCAGAGCCCCAGCGGCUCCCACGCGAGGUGUGGGGACAGGCGCUGUGGCAGGCUGCGUGCUAGUUGGUCGCAACCCGGGGGCCGGCACGGGCGCCUGCACGGACUGGAUCUCCUCCACUCCAGCGCCUUUGGGAAGCGCCGGUGGGGGUGGCGGUGGUGUCGGGCAGGACCGGAUCAGCGCCGCCAGAUUCUCCAUCCUCUGCAGGUGGCGUUCGGUCUGGUCCUGCAGCUCUUCCCGCCUGCGGCGCCACACCGCCGCCUGCUCCUGCUGCGUGGCCGCCAGCUCGGCCACCAUUCUCGCCAGCUCCUCCCUCUGCUGGCCCACUCCUGGAUCUGCCGUGCCUCCCGUCCUGGGUUUCGGCACCACUGUAAACAUACACGGCAGACCCAGUGGCAUUUUGAUGCUUUUUAUUAAUACUUAGCCGGUUGCUGUUUACA